Nilaparvata lugens (brown planthopper) is the source of this 10894-nucleotide messenger RNA. RefSeq names its product protein sidekick (gene sdk). Gene Ontology annotation, molecular function: protein binding. Gene Ontology annotation, biological process: cell-cell adhesion. The record is from RefSeq and is a predicted model, not a curated record. The transcript has 27 exons. Lineage: Eukaryota; Metazoa; Arthropoda; Insecta; Hemiptera; Delphacidae. Bases 436 to 7047 code for a protein of 2203 amino acids.
AGGUAGAGGGGAAUAGUCGUUGAGUAACGGAUCGGCUUCGGCAGAGUUUGGUUGUUCAAAAGUUUUUGUUGUUAGUUACUCGUGAAUAUGUCUACAAAUUGUUUCUUGUGAUCGCGUCCAGUGGAUUUCUAGUUGUCGAAAUGUAUUUUCGUCGGGCUUCCGCCAAUUUAUACGUGUUUAUCAAACAAAGUUUCCGUGAAGCUUUGUCAAGUCUCAGGUAACCCAACUACAGGUGUGUUUUGUUGAAGGCCCAGGUGCUUAUGAUGUGUGCUUUUACAAGUGUUUCAUCGAUCAAGCUUUUGCUUGGUGUGAGUGCAGUAAAUUAUCGUGUUUUAUGAGAUUGUUAUUCAUGAGUUUCUCACAUAGAAACCACUCAAGUUCUUAAAUUUAUCAACUAAGUUCGGUUCUCGAAAAAUCAACGACACCAAGUUCACAAUGGUAACCUGUGCUUGUCGAAAGUUCAAAAGUUCUUCGAAGAGUAGAACCCGUAUGAAAAUCAUGGAUUUAACUGAGAGGAUUUGCAGUUUUAGGACUGGAUAUUUAUUACGGAGAACGAUUUUUCAGCCGAAGCUUCUAUUUCUUUUGUGUCUGUCGUCAGUUGUUCCUUUCACUCGAACAGAAUCGCUGCAAGCGCCUCGCUUCAUCACGCAACCCAGCUCGUCCACGAAUAUUGUCAGCGAAGGACGGACAAAAAUUCUACAGUGCCAAGCCUUAGGUUACCCUCAGCCGCAGUACAGGUGGAUAAAGGACGGCGUGGAGUUGGGUGAUUUUAGUUCCGAACACUUUUAUAAAAUUUUGAACACCAAAAGAGAAGAUGGCGGAAGUUAUCAAUGUAUCGCCAAUAACGAAGUGGGAUCGAUACUUAGCGAAAAAAUUGAUGUUACUGUUGCAUAUAUGGGUGUUUUCGAGGAUCAAACAGAGCAAAGCAUUACAGUGGAAUGGGGGCAGCCGGCAGUUUUGGAGCUUCCACUCAUCCAAAGUCAUCCGGAGCCUCUUGUCUUUUGGCAAGCAGACGACGGCACUUCACUCUACGAUCGAAAGUAUGCUGACACUGCAAAACACCAACUGGUCAUACUGGCCGCUAAUGAGAAUGACCAGAAAGCGUACAGGGCACGAGCAACGAACACACAGCUGGGCAAAGAGGAGAACAGUCCCUACAUUCGACUGGUUGUGAAAGGAUCGGAGACCGGCCAGGAGAUCGCCCCUCAAAUUGUUGUCAAACCUUUCGACAUGAACAUCAUCAAGGGUCAACUUGUCACUGAUUUGCAGUGCAUUGUUAACGCUUGGCCCCUCCACGAGCUGGAAACUCUGUGGCUGAAAGACGGCAUCCCAAUAGAGAACACAGGCGUGAAUCACAACCUGAAAUACCCGUGGAACAGCACUCUGUCCCUGCUCAAUGCCAACCUGACGCAUACGGGCCGUUAUAGGUGUCAGGCCAGGCUGCGGACGGGUGGAUUUCCCACUGUCACCGCAGAUGCCAAUGUCGUUGUGCUUGAGAGUCCCUCGUUUGUGACAAUUCUUCGUCCUGAAACGCUGGUCGAGUAUGGAGCUCUAGUCAAACUGCCUUGUGAAGCUAUAGGCGUGCCCGCUCCUAAUAUAACAUGGCUCAGAAACACCUACGAUGUCACACUAAUGCCGAAUAGCGACAGGUAUCAAAUUGAGGAAGACGGUACUUUGAUCAUAAAAAAGCUGAAAAUGGAUGAUACUGGUAUGUUUCAAUGUGUGGCUACCAAUGAAGCUGGUUCUGACUCAAUAACAACUUGGCUCAAAGUGAAAACAUCUGCACCAAUAAUGGAACUGGCACCUCAGAAUGUGACCAUCCUGGACGGAAAGGACGCCAUCAUGAAUUGCCGCGUAGCUGGUGCUCCAACACCCAACAUCACAUGGAUCUAUGAAGACAAAGACACAGUGGACGUGACGGGCCGCAUCCAGUUGCUGGAAACGGGUGACCUGUUGAUUGCGGCUGUCAGGGAGACGGAUGGCGGCAAGUACGCUUGCGUGCGUGCCAACGAGGCGGGGCGGGUGGAGGGGGCGGGAUACCUGACUGUGUUGGUGAGGACGCAGAUCAUCCAGCCACCCGCCGACACCCGGGUGCUGCUGGGUAACACUGCCACUCUACAGUGCAAGGUGUCCAGUGACCCCACUGUGCCCUAUCAGGUCGACUGGUUCCACAAUACGCAACCUCUGGGCUUCGGCGGCCAACGAGUCAGCGUGAAGGGCGACGGUACGCUGGUGAUACAAGCUGUGCGUGCCGCGGAUGUGGGCGACUACGCAUGCGUGCUGACAUCGCCGGGCGGAAACGAGACGCGCACGGCCAAGCUGAGCGUGAUCGAACUACCAUUCGCGCCGACUGCGGUUCGAGCCGCGCGACUCGACGAAUCUAGUCGCGAGAUCAACCUGACCUGGGCGCCUGCGUUCGACGGAAACAGCGCCAUCUUGAAAUACAUUGUGCAGAGGCGGGAGGUGUCUGAUUUGGAGUUUACAGGGCCAAUCCCCGAUCAGCUGUCCAACUGGGUGACGGAGCUGAGCGACGUGGCGGCCGAAGCGAGGUCUAUCGUUCUCAGCAGCCUCAAGGCGGCGUCGGCCUAUCAGUUCCGUGUCAGUGCCGUCAACAGUGUCGGCGAAGGCACGCCUUCCGACCCCAGCAAUGUCAUACAACUGCCGCAGGAACCUCCAUCGGGCCCUCCAAUCGGUUUCGCUGGCUCCGCAAGAUCGUCGUCAGAAAUCAUCACUCAAUGGCAACCUCCCUUGGAAGAGCAUAGGAAUGGCCAGAUACUUGGCUACGUCAUACGUUAUCGGCUCUUUGGCUACAAUGACAGUCCUUGGACCACACAGAAAAUUGCUAACGAAGCACAGAAGAACUAUCUUAUCCAAGAGCUUAUUACCUGGAAGGACUAUGUACUACAGAUUGCCGCAUUCAAUAAAGAGGGUGUUGGAGUCUUCAGUGAUGGAAUAAAGAUAAAAACUAAGGAAGGAGUGCCAGAAGCAGCUCCUACUGGUGUGAGAGCAAUAUCAGUCAACUCGACUGCAGUGCAAGUUUGGUGGAAGCCUCCUCAUCCUCAGAAAAUAAACGGAAUCAACCAGGGAUACAAGCUGCAGGCUUAUAAAGGUAACAAAGUGGCCCGCCUGAUGACAGUGCCACCCAGCCUGUUCGACCCGCUGGCUCAGCAGAGCGCCUACAUGACCAAACUGGACAAGUUCACCGAGUACAACAUUACCGUGCUCUGCUUUACGGACCCGGGAGACGGCCUCCAGAGUGACAUGGUGUCCGUCCGCACCGAAGAGGACGUCCCAGACCAGGUGGCCAGUCUGCAGUUCGACGAAAUCUCCGACCGCGCCGUCAAAGUGGUCUGGACGCCACCCUUGCAAACCAACGGGGUUCUGUUAGGUUACACGUUGAUCUACAUGAUCAAAGACAAAACGGACACUAUCAAAUCGGAGAAUCUUACUGCUGAAACGUUAUCCUUGAAGGUGAACAACCUACAAGCUACGACUCAUUACAGGUUUGAAGUUAGCGCGUGGACUAGAAUCGGUACGGGUCCUUCACGUAUCGCGAUCAUUCAAUCGGGGGUUGAACCUGUGUUGCCACUUCCCCCCACAAAGCUAGCAGUGACUAACAUUGAGGCGUUCUCAGUUGUUUUACAGUUCACACCGGGUUUCGACGGGAAUUCGUCGAUAUCGAAGUGGACCGUUGAAGCGCAAACUAAACGAAACUCGACGUGGUUCACGAUUUUUGAAGAGUCAAACCCUGAAGCGACCACGUUAACUGUUGUGGGUUUAGUGCCGUUUACAAUGUACAGGUUACGGUUGGUGGCUUGUAAUGUGGUGGGACCCUCGCAACCUUCCGACCCCACCAAGGAGUUCCAAACUAUACAGGCGCCACCUUCACACCCUCCUCGUAAUGUAACUGUGCGCGCCAUGAGUGCUAAUGAGUUGAGAGUUAGGUGGAUUCCGUUACAAGCUUCAGACUGGUUCGGCAACCCUAGAGGCUACAAUAUCUCCUGUAAGGAAGUCAACGGUCGUGCGCAUAGUGUUACAAUCGAAGACUCCACGGCUAACUCCCACAUUCUCGAUAACUUAGAAGAGUUCGCCCAGUAUGAGAUAACUGUAACCGCUUUCAACGAUGUGGGAAGCUCUAGGCCGAGUCCGGUAGCUAUUGAAAGAACCAGGGAGUCUGUUCCGAGUUUUGGACCGAUGAACGUGGAAGCUAACGCGACCUCCUCCACUACGAUUCUAGUGAAAUGGGGAGACGUCCCUCAGGAACACCGUAACGGACAGAUUGAGGGGUUCAAAGUGUUCUACGGAAUGGGACCCCGCUCACCCCAUCCUGUGCAGGUCAAGGAUAUCCCAUCAAACACCACAUUCACAACUACGUUGACAGAGCUACGUAAAUAUGUAGUGUACAGUAUUCAAGUACUGGCCUACACAAGGCUGGGAGACGGUGCCCUAAGUUCACCACCAAUCAGAGUGCAGACUUUCGAAGAUGUUCCGGGGCCUCCGAGUAACGUAUCAUUUCCGGACGUAUCGUCGACGACAGCGCGUAUCAUCUGGGAUGUGCCCGACGAGCCUAAUGGUGAGAUUCUGGCCUACAGAGUCACCUACAGGCUGCAUGCGGUUGGCAGUAUGAACUUUUCAAGGGAAUUCCCUCCGUCAUCGAGAACUUAUAGAGCAAUGGACUUGGAAUCGGAGCAGUACUACCUGUUCUCGGUGACGGCGCAGGCGCGACUCGGCUGGGGCAAGACGGCCACCGCACUGGUCUACACCACCAACAACAGGGACACCCCCCAGCCGCCCUCUGUGCCCCAGCUGUCGCGCAGUCAGGUGCAGGCGCAUCACAUCACCUUCAGCUGGACCCCCGGCAGUGACGGAUAUGCUCCUCUCAGGUAUUACCAAGUGCAAUUAGCAGAAGGCCUAGGCCCGUGGCAGGCGAUCAGUGAGCGUGUGGACCCGCAGGUGACCUCCUACACAGCAACCGGCCUCAAGCCGUUCACCAGCUAUCGCUUCCGCAUCCAGGCCGUCAACGACAUUGGCCCUUCAGGCUGGAGCACUGAGUCGCCCAACGUCAGGACUCUGCCCGCUGCUCCUAGCAAACCUGUGUCUGGAGUCAAGGUUGUUCCGAUCACAACGACGAGCGUGCAAGUGUCGUGGGAACCGAUUGAGACGGAGUACUGGAGUGGUGACAAAUCCACUGGAGGCUAUCGCAUUGUUUUCCAGCCGGUUUCCGAUUUCCCAAUUUCUCUGCAAGCCACGCCUAAGCAAGAUGUUCAGGGCACUAAGACCAAUCAAGUGGUGCUGAACGACCUAACACGUGACCGUAACUACGAGAUAGUGGUGGUGCCGUUCAACUCUCAGGGCAGCGGCCCGACUAGUCGUCCGGUGGCCGUCUACGUGGGGGAGGCCGUGCCGACGGGGGAGCCACGUCACGUGCAGGGGGAACCCGUGUCCCCCACUGAGGUGCGUCUGCGCUGGGAGCCCCCCCAGCAGCAGCAGCAGAACGGUGAUUUACUCGGCUAUAAAAUCUUCUACCUAGCGACGGACCUCCCACAACAACUGGGCCCCGACGAGAAGGUAGAGGAGGAGCUGGAAGUAGUGCCGGCCACUUCGAGCUCUCACUCGCUGGUGUUCCUGGACAAGUACACGGGCUACCGCAUCCAGAUGCUGGCCUUCAACCCGGCCGGCGACGGGCCGCGGUCGGAGCCGAUCACGGUGAAGACAUUGCAGGGUCUGCCCGGGCCGCCGGUCGAGCUGCGGUUCACUGACAUCACCAUGACCAGUCUGCUUGUCAGCUGGGAUCCGCCCAAGAAGCGCAACGGAGAGCUGGUCGGAUAUAUCGUCACUUAUGAGACCGCUGAGCAGGAUGAGAAAUUUAGCAAACAAGUGAAACAGAAGGUGUCUGAAACGAGCCUGCUGAUCCAGACGCUGGAAGAGGAGGUGACAUACACAUUCACAGUGCGCGCGCAGACAGUGGACAGUGGCCCUCCGGUGAGAGGCAACGUGACGACGGGGCCGCAGGAGGGGUCACCCGCCACGCCCAAGGAGUUGGUGGUCGGCAAAACGGUGUCCAGUGUCGACCUGCACUGGCUCAACCGCGCAUCCGGCAAGGGACCCAUUCUCGGCUACUACAUUCAGUGCAAACGCAAAGUCAUGGAACAAUGGCAAGUUUAUGACACAAGAUGGACAACAGUAACGAAAACUAGUAACGGGCCGUUAGAAGAGUUCACAGUUUCCUAUCAGAACCUGCUUCCAUCGACAGCCUACAAUUUCCGGCUCAUAGCUUACAAUAAGUUCGGAAUCAGCUGUCCUGCCUACUCAGAAGAUGUGGUUCUAACACCAUCGAAGCUAUACCUGGAGUACGGCUACUUGCAGAUGAAGCCAUUCUACCGACAGACGUGGUUCGUGGUGGCUCUGGCAGCCGGAUCAAUCGUCGUCAUCAUUAUGGUGGUCGCCGUGCUCUGUGUCAAGAGCAAAAGCUACAAAUACAAACAAGAAGCGCAGAAAACGCUGGAAGAAUCGAUGGCAAUGGACAUAGACGACCGGCAGCAGCUGGCGAUGGAGUUGUACCGGUCGCGACACGGGGGUGGGGGCGGUGGAGGCGGAGGCGGCACCCUAGGCAAACGUAGCACGCUGUCCAGGAAGACCCUGCCGCCCCCAGGGCCACCCAUGAUGGGCAAGUCGCCGCCCCGGCCUAGUCCCGCCUCCGUCGCCUACCACAGCGACGAGGAGAGCCUCAAGGGCUAUGAUGAGAAUCCGGAUGACUCCAGUGUCACCGAGAAGCCCAGUGAGAUUAGCUCCUCCGAUUCACAGGGAUCGGAGAGUGAAAACGAGAGCGUGCGCUCAGACCCGCACUCGUUCGUGAACCACUACGCCAACGUCAAUGACUCACUGCGUCAGUCGUGGAAACGCCAGAAACCGGUUCGCAACUACUCGAGCUACACAGACUCGGAGCCAGAGGGCAGCGCCGUCGUCAGCCUUAACGGCGGUCAAAUCAUCAUGAACAACAUGGCCCGGUCAAGGGCGCCGUUACCCGGCUUCUCGUCGUUCGUAUGAUACGACACGUCGCCGCUGUUUGCGCAUAGUGAUAUGAUGAAACUAGGACAAAACGAUCGAUCCAAACGUGGUGAUGAUCAAACCAAAUCGACUCUCACCGAUCAAACUAAAUCGGCACCUAAUGAUCAAACGAAACUGGUUCAAACUGAAAAACAAUCGCCCAGUGUUAAACUGUCAAUUUUUAAUCCCCAAAACAAUGAUGACAAAAUUGAUUAAAAUUAAUCAAUUAUUCACAUCUGACUGGUCAUAUUCAAUGUUGAAGUAGUCAUGUUUUUAAUCCUUGAAACGGGCCGUUUGUAAUCGUUGUUUACAAACUAUGUUCUAAUUCCAUUGUAAUGAUGUUGAACUAAAUUGAUCAAAACUGAUGAAACAAACUCACAGCUAAACUGAGUAUUCUUAUAUUGUGAAAUAGCCAUGUAAAUGUGUUUGUAGAAUGCUAAUUCUUGAAGCAAAGUGAAUCGAAAUUAUUACAGACUGUUCAACCAUUCUAGCAUUGUAAAUAAUGCGAAUGUAAACAAGCGAAUGUAUUCUUUAAAAUUUAAAACAAAAUUCGAACCGUUCAAUCAUCCAGUGUUCAAUACUGGUGAUCCUGAAUCCUUGAAAUGAUGUAAAACUUUCCCAUAAGACUACCUACCUUCAGUGUCAUAUGAUUAUUAUAAAGUUGUUUUGUUGUACGAUAAACUCACGGUAUAUAGACAAAUUUUUUAAUCAAAAUGUCCGUUUUAUCCAAUUGUACUAGUUUAGAUUAGUUAUCACGCACGAUUGUAUGUUGUAAAUUAGGCUAGAAAUUUUAGUGAUCUCUUUUGUUAUAGUCAAUGAAGGAGUGUACAUGUUAGUUUAAAGUGUACAAUAAUGUUCCUGAACAAUAGUUAAGUGUAUUUCAAAAUGUUUUAUCCCAAUUGCAAAGACUAUUAAGAUCUGCGAAAUGUGGGUUUGAUACUUGAUUACUAGCUAUAUUAUUUUUCAAAAUAUUCCUUCUAAUUUGAAAGAGAAUUUCAUGAUAUAAUUCUAUAUUAUUCUCUAAACCGUUAUUUUUUCAAAUUAAUUCCAAGUUGAACUUGGAAACCAAAAUGUAUUCUGAAUUAUUGACGAAGAAAACUAUUCAGUACUAUAGUGAUUUUGUAUCUUUUACAGAGAAUUUAGAAUUGAUACAUGUCCACAAGUGGGAUUGUAGUCUCUGUUACAUUUCUUGUUAUUUUUAUCUCUUGUAUAUUCUUACUCUUUUCUAAGUAUUUAGAUUUAUGCUUUAAGAAAAUCUUACUUCUACUUUACCGGUACUUAUAUAUUUAUCUUUCAGUUUCACAUAUCCACAAAUAAAUAAUGUUGAAUUUCCAUUUCACUAUGGCCUAAAAUGGAGGAAAAUGUUGACAACUCUCUUGUUAGUCAUGUUUCUAAACUUGAAAUAAUUUGUGUCAAGAGCUACUAUUUAAUCACUGCCUGAGAAAAUUAUUUUAUCAUCUAUUUAUCUUUUUACGGUGCAUUAUCCACAUCCAAUGUAGAGCUAUUUAUUAAAGAUGCAUAUCAAUAUCAUUAUGUAGCGGAUUUGUAUUAUUUUCUCAAAAAUUAUUUCCAUGUGUUUCAUGUAAUGAAUAAUCUGAUCUAUUACAUCUACAUGAUCACCUUUCAUCUUCAAAAUCACUGAAAUUGUCAUUCCACAUAAUAUUAUAGAGUAGUUUUCCAAUAUUGUUUUGUAUAAUUGAAAAUACCUAUUUAAUUACUUUCACUGGAAUAUAUAUCUUAAGAACAAUUGUACUGCCAAUUGCAUUUAUAUGCAAUCUAGUUAUCAUUUUAGUAUUUUCUAAUUUAUUAAGACUCACAGCGCCAUAUAUGUGUUGAAAUAAUCCAAUUUUUUAUAUACAAAUUCAAAAUACAGUAGUUUUAAAUAAUUUCAUAGUUAUUAGGUACUGCAUCAAUGUCGUAUACUAUUGUAAAAUACUAGUUGUACAUAUUGUACAUUUUUAAUUACUACAUUGUCUUUCUAUGUAUAUAUAGAUUAGUUACUAUAUAAUUUAUAUAUUGAAAUUACACAGAUAUAUUGUCUGUUAUAUUGAGUCACUGUGUGCUUAUUAUUAUAAUUAUGAUGAAUUAUAUUAUUAUUAUUAUUGUAAUGAUAUUACUCUUUGCCGAAUGGAAUCUGUAAUUUUCAUUGUAUGAUAUCAUGAUUAUAUUUUUACAAUAUGCGCAACCAAAAUAUGUUCUGUUUUAUGUGUUAUUAUUUAAAAGUGUAAAUUUUCACUUAAAUUUGAGAACGUCUAAAGAUGUGCUUGCACUGUGUAGUAAACCAGGUUCGAAGGUUUUGCAAACCAGUAAUAAGUUACAUUAAAAAGUAGGAAAAUCAUUGAAAACCUUCUAAAAAGAUUUAUUCAUAGCUGUAUAAGGCCUCAAGUGGUAUAUCUUACAUCAUGAGUUCAAUUUACUAAUCUUGACAAAAUAGAUUGCCUUCAGUCUCUUCACUUCAUUGUGUAACCACAUCUUUGGAAUAUGAUUGUUUCAAGAAAUAUAAUAUUUUAUUUAGCAUUCAUUGAAAGCAAGGAAUGACUUGCAUUCUUGUGAUAACGAUAUUGAAAUUUUCCUUUGCACUUAUCGUUGAGCGAAAAGUGACAAGAAAAGUAGUUUUGAAGAAAUGUUUGUAUUUCUUCAAUAUGCAAAUAUAAAAUCACUAUAAAUUUGAUAAUUAUUAGAAAAUACAUUCAAUAGCGAUCUAUUCCACAUACAGUUCUGCUCGAUGGUUCUAGAGUCGUCACAUUAAUUUGUGAUUUAUUUCCUCAAAUGUUGAAAUAUUAUUCCAUCGUCAUUCCACAAAAUUAUCUUUAAGGUUCAAAAACUAGAAACAGUAGGUAUCAUUUUUGUGUGAAUCGUUAACAUUUUUUUAGUUCACACAUGUUAGCCUAUUAUACGGUAAUAAAAUGAUUGUCAAUAACAUAAAUACCAAUACAACUCAAUGCCAAUAAAAAUUUCAUCAUCUAUUUUAUACAAAUGGAUAAAUAAAUGAAUUGUCGAUGUACGAUUACACCUCCAGAAUGUUAAAUUUUACUUACCGUACUAUCUUCAUAAACAGAAAAUAAUCGUACCGUACCCAAACUACUUCGAAAUUUUACAUUCCAUAAAAAUGAUUCAUCAUAUCAGUAUCCUAAUAGGAAAUAAGUUCAGUAACCUUAAUAAUUUAUCAAUGCAUUACUUUGUAUUUUAUUGUAUGAUAUACAUCAGUUAAAGAAAGGGUACAAAUUAUUCAAAAAUAUUGAACAAAUAAAUUUUUCCAAAAAGUUUCACACUUGAAUCAAUAAUUCAAAUUGUUUUAUAUUAUAUUGUAUUUAUUUCGUGAGACUUUUAAUUACUAUUUAAAAUUCUUUGAGCAAUCAAACACACAAUAUGGGUGCAAUCUUAUGUUUGCUAUUUUGAUUCAAUGAGCUUAAAUGACUGAAUUCAUGUCUAAUGUAAAUAUAUUAUAGAAUAGUCAAUUUGUAAAAUGAAAUUCUGUUUCUGUUGAUAUGUAUAUAUAUAUAUAUUAUGAUAACUGUACGAUUUUAUAUAUUUAAAUGAAUGUUAUUGUUAUGGAAAAUUCUCGUAAAUCUUAUCCAGUAGCUAUUAGAUUUUAUAGUUAGGACAAUUAUUAUUACUAUACUAUUUUAGAUAAAUUUUCAUAAAGAAAAAGUCUGAUUUGUACUGUUAAGUGUAAUUAUUAUUCAGGAAUACCAUGUUACAUGUAUUCGUGUAUUAAAAAUUUUGUAUUGUGAAUUCUGUUGAUAUUAUGAACACCUCAAGGAAAACAAGCAUGAAUAGACUAUAUGAUGUACGGUAAUCUAGAACAAAUACAGUUUCAAAUAAAUUUGGUUGAUCAACGACACCA